Anolis carolinensis (green anole) is the source of this 3848-nucleotide messenger RNA. It is a transcript of the gene spast, whose product is annotated as spastin. The record is from RefSeq and is a predicted model, not a curated record. Gene Ontology annotation, molecular function: ATP hydrolysis activity; ATP binding; microtubule severing ATPase activity. The transcript is spliced from 17 exons. Gene Ontology annotation, cellular component: microtubule cytoskeleton. The coding region runs from base 204 to 2090 and encodes 628 amino acids. NCBI's taxonomy places the organism in Eukaryota, Metazoa, Chordata, Lepidosauria, Squamata, Anolidae.
GAGGAACAAUAGCGCUCGUGCCGGCUCUAAAGGCGAACAACCGUUACGGCGCUUUCUUAUUCAGGAAGCGAGGUUGUGCGCGCGCACGCCUCGGGUUGAAGGGGGGCUGAACGCAAGGGGCGUAGCCUAGGCCGAUGGCGGGCCCGCGCCGCUGGUGGUGGUCAGUCCCCGGCAGAGGGUUAUGGCGGCCACGGCGGUGGUGAAUGAAUUCUCCGGGCGGGAGAGGGAAGAAGACAGGCUUGGCCGCCUCCCGCUCCCCGACUCGCGCCGGGGUCUCCUCCCGCCCGCCUUCUCCCGCGGCCGGGCCGGCUCCCUCCCCGCGGCUCCCUCGGCAGGCACAGGCAGCGGCGGUGGCUCCCUCUCCCUCGCCUCCGCCCCUCUCGCCUUCGCCUCACAAGCGGAACCUCUUCUACUUCUCCUACCCGCUCUUCGCCGCCUUCGCGCUGCUCCGCUUCCUGGCCUUCCAGCUGGGGCUGCUCUUCGCCUGGCUCUGCGAGCGCUUCUCCCGCGGCGGAGCCCUCAUGGCCGCCGCCAAAGGCAGCCCCGCCGCCGGCAGGACGCCCGCGGGAGACGCGCCCGAGGCGGUCCGGGCCUGCCACAAGCGCGCCUUCGAGUGCAUCUCCACGGCGCUGCGCAUCGACGAAGACGAGGCCGUAGGACAGAAGGAACAAGCUGUUGUAUGGUACAAAAAGGGGAUUGAAGAACUGGAGAAAGGAAUUGCAAUACUAGUUACAGGUCAAGGAGAUCAUUAUGAACGAGCUCGCCGUCUCCAGUCUAAAAUGAUGACAAAUUUGGCAAUGGCCAAGGACCGUUUGCAACUGUUAGAGAAGAUGCAGGCAGUUAAGCAAAUCCCCAAGCCGCAAAUGGAAGUGUAUAGUGACAGUACUAACCUGGUGUGCCGCAAUGGACAUCUCCAGUCAGAAAGUGGAGCUGUUCCAAAAAAGAAGGAUCCACUGACUCUUGCUAGUAACUCCCUUCCUCGGUCAAAAUCUGUUACAAAAUCUGGAUCUGUAGGACUCCCAAGUCAUCAAAGGAUGCCGAGUUAUAGUGGGAUAUCCAACUUUUCUGCACCAAGACAGGUACCUGCUCCUGCAACUUCAGGUCAAAAGGUUACUCCAAAAAAUAAUAGAGCCAACAAGCCUUCCACUCCUACAACUGCAGUUCGUAGAAAAAAGGAUACAAAGAUUUUUAGAAAUGUGGAUAGUAAUCUUGCUAAUCUUAUUCUCAACGAAAUUGUAGACAGUGGGCCAUCUGUCAAAUUUGAUGAUAUUGCUGGUCAGGAGCUGGCUAAGCAGGCAUUGCAAGAAAUUGUUAUCCUUCCUUCUCUUAGACCUGAGUUGUUUACAGGACUUCGGGCUCCUGCACGUGGAUUGUUAUUGUUUGGUCCACCAGGAAAUGGGAAGACAAUGCUGGCCAAAGCUGUGGCUGCAGAAUCGAAUUCAACCUUUUUUAACAUAAGUGCUGCAAGUCUAACGUCAAAAUAUGUUGGUGAAGGAGAGAAACUAGUGCGUGCUCUUUUUGCAGUAGCCAGAGAACUUCAGCCUUCUAUAAUUUUUAUAGAUGAAGUGGACAGCCUAUUAUGUGAAAGAAGAGAAGGUGAACAUGAUGCUAGUAGACGUUUGAAAACAGAAUUCUUGAUUGAGUUUGAUGGUGUACAGUCUUCAGGGGAAGAUCGAAUCCUUGUAAUGGGAGCAACUAAUAGGCCACAAGAACUUGAUGAUGCUGUUCUAAGGCGAUUCACCAAACGAGUAUAUGUAUCUUUACCAAAUGAAGAGACACGGCUGCUUUUAUUAAAAAAUCUCUUGAGCAAGCAAGGAAAUCCAUUAACCCAGAAAGAAUUGGCACAGCUAGCUAGAAUGACAGACGGAUACUCAGGGAGUGACUUAACAGCGUUAGCAAAAGAUGCGGCAUUGGGCCCUAUACGAGAACUUAAACCAGAGCAAGUGAAGAACAUGUCUGCUAGUGAGAUGAGGAACAUCAGAUUGUCGGACUUUACUGAAUCUUUGAAAAAAAUUAAGCGCAGUCUUAGUCCUCAAACCCUGGAAGCUUACAUUCGCUGGAACAAAGACUUUGGAGACACUACAGUUUGAUACCCAGUAUUGCUGAAGAUAAAGGAGAAGGUUACAAGGAAGAGACAGUUAACAGAUACUACUGAUGUCCUAUAGUCAGAGUUUACAAAACUUCUCAGAUCUCUAUCUGCAAUAAAAAAAACCAGAUUGAUUUAAGGGGAAAAAAUAAAAAUAAAAGGAUGAGAAUAUCAUAAAUGUUAACAUCCGGAUUUCCACCAAGAACCCUUCAAGAAAGCAUAUUAAGACAUAGCGGAAGAAUUCUAGCAACUCAGUGAUGAUAGGAAAUGUAAUUUGUAUAUAUUGUUGCUGAGUGAAAUAUUCCAACAAUUUUAUCAGUUGCAAAUACUGUUUUUUAAUUUGCUCAUGACAUUUGUUUUUGCUUUGUUUCUCUUAAUCGCUAAGUGUAAGAGUCUGUUUCUCAUUUAGUUUACCUGUGUGUUGACAAAGUGCCAAAAGAAAAUCCUGUGUAUACAUUGGGGUAUUUGAAAAGUCUACUACAUAGCAUAGGUGGUCUUUUGUUUUCUGUUAAAAUGAAACUCAUCAGUUAAUAGAACAGUCUAAAAAGUUAUCUGUCACCAAAAAAAAUCACGACAGGCGUAACCAUCUGAAGCACCAAGUGCUUUUACAUAUAUUUUCUGCAGUGUUUCUCUAAGGAACUUAUAAAAUUUCUAUGAUAGGAAAAUCAUGCAGUGUUCCCAUUAGUUUCAUAUUUCUGGUGACUGAAAGAUGCUUCAAUAUGAUAUUAAUAUGAUCUGUGCAGAUUAGUAUGGCUGUGAUGACGUCAUUGCAUUGCCUUUAGUAUCUUUUGUGUCCUUCAGUUUACACUUGACUUUUUGAAAGUAAAUACAAUUUUUGUAAAUUGUUAUUUAAACCCUUCAGGGUUCUAAAAUUAGAUUCUUAGACAAUUAAGGAGACAAACAUACUCCUGAGAUAGAAGAGGCUUUCCUCUUUAUAGAGUCAGCCUCUUUGCACAGAUGAUGACAGAAAUCUGCAAAGUGGGGGCAAGAGUAAUGUGUGUUCCCCUUCCCAGUGUAUUCAUUUGGAGAACAGCAAAAUAGCCUUUGAAGUCUGCUUAUGAUUCCAUAGCAUUUAAUAUUAGAAGGAUGAACUUAGUUGCCCUUUAAGAUAUGUGAUUUGUUUUUGAUUUACAAAAUGGGUGUUUUUUAAUUUAUAAGAAUGUUUUGAAAAUAAUUUAAGAAUUGUGGGGAAUCUUUUUAAAAUAAAUAUGGGAAGAUCUGCUAAAAGAAAAUUAACGUACAUUUUUCUCAAUUUUUACAAUUAUGCCUUCUAAUUCCAAUUACUGAACUGAAAUGUGAUAGCCAUCUUUUUGGCAGGUGAAGCAGAAAAUGAUUGAUCUUGAACCUUGAACCCCUUUAAUGUGUUCCUAGAUAUCAGUGUUGACAUUAGAAGGGGAAAACCUUGCUAACAGCACCAUGAAAAACUAUAUUGUAAAAUCUACUGUGAUUUAACAAAAUUUGCUAAGCUUUUGCAAAUGGAUUUAACGUGUUUUGUUAACAUGCCUCUUCCCUACCAUAGUGUCUAAAGCUUUGUGGUAAAUGAAUUGUGAUCCACUUCCUCUGGAAAUUUGGAAAAACUUGGUAUUCACAAUGGAUGCCUUCCACGUUUCUCUACUGAUUUGUGAAAAUCUAAUUCUAUUUGCAUGAAAAGGCAACAGAUGCUCCCAAUUCGGGCUAAAAUUUGUAUGUUUAAGCUCUGGACUGUUAAUUCUUGGAUUCAUAACUUGUCAUGGUUUGAAAUAAAGUCAAUACCACGUUCCUA